GCCGCCGCAGGCGGAAGGGUUGCGGCUUUGGUCCCGGUUCUGUGCUCGCCAGGCCGGUGGGAGCCUGCCGGGGCCGGCGGUCGGCACCGUCCUGUGAGCUGAGCUCUGCCGCUGGCUCCUGCUCUGUAUCCCCUGUGUCCCGGCUGCCAGGAGAAAGCUUCCCACACCCAUCCACAAGAAGGGUCGGAUGGAGGAACCUGGGAACUACAGACCUGUCAGCCUGACCUCACGGCCAGGGAAACUGAUGGAGCAGGGCACAAAGGUGACCUCUUCCCUCACCAGCAUGGCCUCACAGAAGGACCCAGACAAGAGCUGGGAGAAGAAGACACACCCAGAGAACAAGAUGGAGCAGGCAAAAUGCAGCCCCAAGGAAGAGGAGGAGGAAGAGAUGGAGGAGAAUGAUGACAAGGUGAAUGAUGAUUAUGAUGAUGAUAAGGAGGAAGAAGAUGAUGAGGAUAAAGAUGACCAGGAUGAGGGUGAGGAUGAUUAUGAGGGUGAAGAAAUGGCAGCCCCCUUUGUGCCACCCCUGGAGCUGAAUCAGUGCCCUGAGUGUGGGCAGAGUUUUCCAGCUGGCUCAGAGCCAGCAAAGCGCCAUUGUUGCCCUCACCCUGGUAUCCGUCCCUUUGUCUGUGGUGACUGUGGCAGGAGCUUCAGCCAGAACACCACCCUUGUCAACCACCGUCGCAUCCACACGUCAGAGAAGUUGUUCCCAUGUGCAGAGUGUGGCAAGACCUUCACUACGAGCUCCAGACUCAUUCAGCACCAACUCAUCCACACUGGUGAAAAACCGUACAACUGUGCCGACUGUGGCAAGAACUUCAACAGCAUCUCUAACCUCAGCCGGCACCGCCGCACCCACACUGGUGAGAAGCCUUUCACCUGCAGUGACUGUGGGAAGAGCUUCAGCCGCGGCUCAACACUCAUCCGCCAUUGCUGCACUCACACUGGGGAGAAACCCUUCACCUGUGCAGACUGUGGCAAGAGUUUCAACCGCAGCUCCCAUGUCACACGUCACCGCCUCAUCCACACUGGAGAAAAGCCUUACGUGUGUGGUGUAUGUGGAAAGAGCUUCAACCAGCGCUCCAUCCUCACUAGCCAUGGCUACACUCACACCAAAGAAAAGCCCUUCACAUGUGCUGAGUGUGGCAAGAGUUUUACCCUGAGCUCUGGUCUCAUCCAGCAUCAACUCGUCCACAGUGGUGGAAAACCAUACAGCUGCGCAGACUGCGGCAAGAGCUUCAAACGCAGCUGCAGUCUCAUUCAGCAUCGCCACAUCCACACUGCUGAGUGAAUGUGACAAGAGCUUCAGCUAGAGGUCUCACCUCAGCAGGCACCGUUGUGCUCAUGCUGGUGACCAUUCCUCACUGGGAGGUGGGCACAAAUAGACCCACCCUGGGUCUGUUGGGGUAAUUGUAAUCCUCCUGAGAGGGCCUUUCCAAUCCUCCUGAGAGAGCCUUUCCAGCAGAUUGAAACAAAAUCACAUCUUUUUCACCUGCAUUUCUCAGAUGCUAGGGGCUCCAGCAAGAACACCUCCUGCCCUUCUGAACCCCAGUUAGUGGUGAUGAAAAUGACAAUGGUGCUGAGUCAACACAGCUGGAGCCCCCACUGGAGCUGGGCCGAGCUUGCCAGGAUUUGUCUGAUUCUUCCCCAAUGCUUUGGGUCUCCUUGGGGUGAGAAAAAAAUCCCUGUCCAUUACCCAGACGUGUCUACAAAAUCCCAAAGUUGCCCAAAUCCUAUAUUGUUUGCUGUUAUUUCAGACAGUCCUGCCCACAGUGCCCAGAUGUUGGGGGCAUUUGUCCCUUAGGAAUGGGACUGGAACCAUAUGCCCAAUUCAGGGCAGUCAAAAUGAGGUUCUCAAAGGAGCCUUGAGGGGGCAUCCUAAAGGAGUUCUUUGUGGGGUAUCAAACAGUCUUAGAUGCUUGAGGGUUUGGAUUGAUUUUGGGGAUCUUUGGAGGGUGCAGGGGGCUUCUGAGAGAGGUCUUUCAAAGCACUUAGCUUCUGUCAGCUUUCCACUAAGGGCCUCUGCUGCUUUUCACCAGGCCUGGAGCUUUCAGAGGGCUUCUCUCUCAGUAGCGUUCUUGACAGAUUCCUGCAGACUUGGGGCUCUCCCCCUGAAGCUUUUCACCCACCCAGAAGUGGGAAGAGGUUUUUUUUUUGUUUUUGUUUUUUUUUUUUUUUUUUAGUUUUUAGGAGCUUUACAAGUUGUAUUUGGUUUGGCUGAGAUGGAGUUAAUCCUCCUCAGUGUGUCUACAAGCUGGAGCUGAUUACACAGCAGUGUUUUGGCUUCUGCUGAACAAGCAUCCAGGCUGUGCUUCCCCAACAAUUCGCCACCCCGGGGGUAUGCUCAGGAGUUGUCAUGGAUUGAAUUGAACCUGCUGCUAUUAUUUGCACCACACCACAGUUAUGCCAGCUUCAAAAACUGAAAGUGCUAACUGCAGCAAAGCAUUAUGGGCCUUGAAUUUCAGAUUGCAACAUGGGAGGGUUUCUGUUAGAGUUGUUGCUUCAAAAUUCUGAUCUCUUGAGUGUGGGUGGCUCUCUGAAGGCACAGCAGCAGAGUGGGUGCCAGUGGGCUAGCCACUGGGUUGGGUUUUCUGGUUUAUGCUGUUUUUUCCCCUCCUGUGUAUUUCAUUGUGCUUUUUUCUGCAAAAAGGUUAAAGUACUCCUGCAUUAUAUUAUUAGAGCAAUUAGAUUAUUAGCCAAGGUAAUUAUACAUUGUGAUUAUGAUAGCUCAUGUUAUAUUAAACUCUAUCUCAGCCCUCAGUUUUGUGUGUUCAUCUUCCCCUCUCUUCUUUGGUAGGUUAGCCAUUGUGCUAACGCAUUAGAGGGGUGGGCAAGCUCUUGGAAGGGGACACAGUCAGACAAGUUGACCCGAACUGGCCAAAGGUGUGCUCCAUGCUGGAUGAUGUCAGUGUUAUUGGAGGGGUUUGUAUAUGGGUUAGAUGUGAAUUACAAUGAGGCCAAUGUAAAAAAUAUUAAAGAGUUUAUUAAAUA
This is a messenger RNA of Pogoniulus pusillus (Red-fronted tinkerbird), 2991 nucleotides long. Its product is annotated as gastrula zinc finger protein XlCGF7.1-like. The coding region runs from base 188 to 1291 and encodes 367 amino acids. The transcript is spliced from 3 exons. The record is from RefSeq and is a predicted model, not a curated record. Gene Ontology annotation, biological process: regulation of transcription by RNA polymerase II. Gene Ontology annotation, molecular function: DNA-binding transcription factor activity, RNA polymerase II-specific; RNA polymerase II cis-regulatory region sequence-specific DNA binding. Lineage: Eukaryota; Metazoa; Chordata; Aves; Piciformes; Lybiidae. Gene Ontology annotation, cellular component: nucleus.